Molecule: messenger RNA, 1675 nt
Organism: Stomoxys calcitrans (stable fly)
Lineage: Eukaryota; Metazoa; Arthropoda; Insecta; Diptera; Muscidae
Product: outer dynein arm-docking complex subunit 4
Exons: 2
Coding region: 41-1222 (393 amino acids)
Cellular component (GO): cytoplasm
Molecular function (GO): protein binding
Source: RefSeq, a predicted model, not a curated record
UCAAUUUUUUCUCCUGUGACGUGAAGCGAAAGGGCACAAAAUGUCGAAUGUGCUUAAAGAUUUUCUGGACAUUGAUAAACAACAGGAACUUUUACAAAGUUUUACUCGUUUGGGAGCCACUGAAGAUGAGCUCAACGAUGAACAAGCCCCACAAAAAAAGGGCUCUCGCAGACAUAUACCAUCUUCACCAAAGUCCAAAUCUGCUGCUGGUGAACGUAGAAAAUCUGUCAAGUUUGAAGACACUGAUGCUCCAGUGGCAGGAAAAGGGCGAAAUCGCAUAAGUAUAGAAGCUGAACUAAGAGCAGCACGUAAACGCAUCGAAGAGCUUAGCAAAAAGAAGAAGGUCAAAGAAAAUUUUGUGGACUUCUAUACGGAUAAGGAUAGAGCUGCGGCCGUAUCCGCUGGAUUUUUCGACAUAAAGCAAAGUUUGCAAAUCAAGCAAAAGCAGGAUCGCAAUGAGGCCUUGUCGAUACCUGAAGAAGGAGACAUUAGUUCAAUAAUUGCAUUGGGUUUGAAGGAAAUUAAAAAUGCCAAUCCAGAAAAUGCCAUUAUUUUCUUUACAAAGGCUUUGGAACUUAAUAACACUGAUAUUAACGCUCUGGUUUCUCGUAGUAAAUGCUAUUUGCUUUUGGGAGAAGCCUCUAAGGCUUUGGUGGACGCAAAUCUGGCCUUGACAGAAGAUAAAAACAACAUACGAGCCAUCUAUCAAAAGGCCGAAUCUCUUUACUAUUUAGGACAAUUCGAGCAAAGCCUUAUGUACUUCCAUAGAGGCGCCAGGGCCAGACCGGAAUUGAACUCAUUUCGUUUGGGCGUGCAAAAAACACAAGAGGCUAUUGAGAAUACCAUAGGAGUUAAAAAUAAAACUGGCACUUCAACGGCUCCAACUAAAAACAAAGCGAAAAAGUCGGGCGACAAUACACCCAAGUCACAUCCAAACAGUUCUCGACCACAUAGGUCAAGGCCGACGAAAAGUGAAAUGGAGCGUAGAAAUGCCCGUAAACUCUUGGGCGAAUUGUGUGUGGACAAGGAAUAUUUGGAGAAUUUACUAAAGCAUCCCGAUUUGAUACGAGCCGAUACAAACACUGAAAAUAUCUCAACCUUUGCCAAGGAGGCAGUGGAAUUUCUUAAUAAGCGACAGGAGUUCUGGCGACAACAACGUCCCUGCAAUGCCUUACCAAAUCACAAAAAUCUUCCCAUGGAUGCAAUGCCGCGCUGGUUUUAAAAUGAACAAUCAGGGGCAAUUGCUCAUUUAUUCUGAGGAUAACCAAGACCCAGCAAUGACAUCAUUAAAAUCUUUCUCUGGAUAUCAGAGUUAUAGCAUUUUUUUUAUUGUUUUUAUUCUUUUUUUUCUAUUGUUUUAUUUUUAUUUAAAUAGUAAUAAUAAUUAUUAUUGUUGUUAUAUAAUUUUUAAGUUGUACAUAUUGAUAAUUAGCAUUAACAUUCAUUACAUAUGUAUGUAUGUAUGUGUUUUAUUAUGUGUGGGUGUUUAUGACUUGCCGUCAUAGUAUCUUUAGUUGUUUGCGGCUUAGCUGGCCGGCUCUAUUAUCUGUUACAACAUAUUCCUACCACUUUGUUCAUUUUUAUUAUAUAUUUAUAUAGGCUCGUAUAAGUUUCUUGUUAUAAUUCUUUUCACUUAAUUUUAUUUUGUUUAAAUAAAUAGUUUAUGUGUGUGUGU